UCCUGAAUGCUUUCGUUCUUUAAGGUCUCAGCACUUUAGAUCCUUUCCUGGUUAUAAGGUUCCUUGUCCUUAUUACAUGCAAAGGGGCAUACUUGUCUCCACGUCAGUGAGAAGCAAGAAUAAAAAGAAGACUACAGUAAGGAGACGCUUACAGCAUACCCUGAAUAAUGUAUGACCCAGCAGUAAAAUAUCAACCAUGCAGUACCACAGACACAUUGGACACUAUCAAUAUGACACACGAGCUGCCCCAGACCGUUGUCCAGAUAUUGGAUCCUACAGUGAAUGGUGAAGUUAAGAAAAAAGGUCGUAAAAAAACACUUUCAGGAGCUGUCUUAAGCUUUUAUAACAUCAACUACAAAGUAAAGGUGAAAAGUGGAUUAAUCUGCUGCAGAAAAGUUACGGAGAGAGUAAUACUGAAUGAUGUCAAUGGAAUUAUGAGGCCCGGACUCAAUGCGAUACUAGGGCCAACUGGCAGUGGCAAAUCAUCAUUGCUGGAUGUGCUUGCUGCCAGAAAGGAUCCCAACGGUCUCAGUGGACAGGUGUUAGUAGAUGGGGAACCCCAACCAUCUAACUUUAAGUGCCUCUCUGGUUAUGUUGUUCAGGAUGAUGUUGUUAUGGGAACAUUGUCGAUAAGAGAGAAUCUACAGUUCUCUGCAGCACUCAGGUUACCAAGGUCCGUAAAACAAAAAGAAAAGGAUGAACGCAUCAAUCAGGUUAUCAAGGAGCUUGGAUUAACCAAAGUAGCAGAUUCUAAGGUUGGCACCCAGUUCAUCCGUGGGGUUUCAGGAGGUGAGAGGAAAAGAACAAACAUUGGAAUGGAGUUAAUUACUGAUCCUGGCAUUUUAUUUUUGGAUGAACCAACAACUGGAUUGGAUGCUAGCACUGCUAAUGCAGUUCUGCUGCUGCUCAAAAGAAUGUCAAGACAAGGCAAAACAAUCAUCUUCUCUAUACACCAGCCUCGAUAUUCCAUAUUUAGGCUUUUUGACAGCCUAACUUUGCUGGCAGGAGGAAGACUUUUAUUUCAUGGACCUUCAAGAGAUGCCCUCGAUUACUUUACAGGCCUGGGAUAUGAGUGUGAAUCCCAUAACAACCCUGCUGAUUUCUUUCUGGAUAUUAUCAAUGGAGACUCAACAGCUGUGGCUCUAAACAAAUUGGAGGAUGUUGAGCUAGAAAACGAGCAAAAGGAGGUGAAUGAUAAUGGCUCCAAGACUGUUGUGGAGAAUCUGUCAGAACAGUUCUGCACCACUUCCUACUAUCUGGAAACUAAAGCAGAGCUGGAGAAAAUGUCCUUGGGGAAGAAAAUAAAGAGUAAUUUUUUCGCAAGACAAAUCACAUACAAUACUUCCUUUUUACAUCAGCUUAAAUGGGUGUGCAAACGAUCCUUUAAAAACCUCUGGCGUAAUCCUCAAGCCUCUAUUGCUCAGGUAAUGGUUACUCUUGUGUUAGCACUAAUUGUGGGAGCAAUUUUCUUUGGAGUGAAAGAAGAUGUUAGUGGAAUUCAGAACAGAGUUGGAUCCCUAUUUUUUGUAACAACUAAUCAGUGUUUCAGCAGCGUUUCAGCUAUUGAGCUCUUCAUUGUGGAGAAGAAGAUAUUUAUACAUGAAUACAUCAGUGGGUACUACAGGUUGUCUGCAUACUUUUUUGCCAAGUUGUUUACAGAUCUUCUUCCUAUGAGGACACUGCCCAGCAUCAUAUUUACUUCUGUUAUUUAUUUUAUGAUUGGAUUCAAAGCUACCGCAGGAGCCUUUUUUACCAUGAUGUUCACCUUGAUGAUGAUUGCAUACACUGCUGCAUCUAUGGCAUUGGCUGUAGCUGCUGGCCAGGAUGUUGUUGCUGUGGCAAACCUCCUAAUGACUAUUUGCUUCGUCUUUAUGAUUAUAUUUUCUGGUUUGCUGGUUAACUUGACAUCUGUAAUGGAUUGGAUUUCCUGGCUCAAGUACUUCAGUAUUCCUCGAUAUGGCCUUACAGCUCUCCAGAUAAAUGAAUUCACUAACCUCAACUUCUGUAAUGGCCUGAACACUACCAUCCAAGGCAAUCCCAAUUGCACAGGAUCUAGCCCUUUUGGCACGUGCACCGGAGAAGAGUAUUUAACAGUGCAAGGAAUCGAUUUCAGCACAUGGGGCUUAUGGCAGAAUCAUUUGGCUUUGGCUUGCAUGAUUGCAAUAUUUCUAACCAUUGCUUACCUAAAACUGUAUUUUAUGAAGAAGUUAACAUAAGCUCUGAUUUUCCAAAGUCAAGGACUAUUUUCUGUUUUCUAUAUUUAUAUUACUUGUAGAAUCAAGAAUAUAUGGCCUUUUUAGCCAUAGUGCUUGAUGCACUAAACCUAAUUAAUCCCCCAAAGGAGAGGUUAAAUUAUUGCCGUUACAGCCCUGCUCUCUAGGGUAUGUGUCUUAGGUUUAUUUUCUAUGCUAACAUUGUUUUUAAUGUUACUUUUACUACUAUAACAUUUUUGUGUUUAAAAUUUGGCAAGGGCACAGGCAUAGGCACAUGGAACAUAUAUACUCUCAGCCCUGUGUUUUUCAGUCAGGAUGAGAGAAGCACGGUUCCGCUUGCCUCCUCUGCACCAUGUGCCUGCACUAAAAACAGUAACAGUGGAGGGGAUCUGCAGUGUUUUUCAGGCCAACUUCCAAUCCCCUCCGCUCGGUGUGCCCGCACUCCCAGCCUGACUGAAAAACACAGGGCUAAGAGAAGCAUAUAUAUGCACCGCGCGCCCUUGCCAUUAAUGCUCAGCAGUCCGUGAGAAGAGUUGCAAAGCUGUGUCCAUGCACAUAAUACAGACAGGGCAAGAACUUUUGGAUGCUUAUCUAUUGUUUCCUGUUGUGCGUUCAUAUAAAUAUGCUGCAGCCUCUGAGGAGCCAAGAAGGUGCAGUGCAUCAUGGAUCCCUUCUAACAUUGGACAAGUAGCUCCAUUUACUUCCAGAACUAUUCCUUCUCAGUAAUGUAAAUAUCUUGUGUCCAGAGUUACAAAUACAAAUAAUAUGUUAUCUUAUAUUAACACUGUUUGUCUUAUUUGUUUUGCAAAAAAUGUUUUUGUAUGUGAUUAUUGCCUUAACUCAAAUCAGAUCAACACCUUCUAUUUACUAAUGCUAAACUGCAAAGCAUCUGCUAAAAUCUGUUCAGAGCAGUGCACAAGAUUAUUUUGUAAAAUCUUUAAAUAACUGGUUACAACAUCUGUUCGUCAAAAUAAGGUUGUACUGCAGUGUUGAUUUAAAAGAAAAAUAAAAUACACUUUGUUAUUUGAACCCUGAA
Xenopus tropicalis (tropical clawed frog) is the source of this 3249-nucleotide messenger RNA. It is a transcript of the gene abcg2, whose product is annotated as ATP binding cassette subfamily G member 2 (Junior blood group). Gene Ontology annotation, cellular component: mitochondrial membrane; membrane; apical plasma membrane. NCBI's taxonomy places the organism in Eukaryota, Metazoa, Chordata, Amphibia, Anura, Pipidae. The record is from RefSeq and is a predicted model, not a curated record. Gene Ontology annotation, molecular function: ATP hydrolysis activity; ATP binding; ABC-type xenobiotic transporter activity. The coding region runs from base 168 to 2216 and encodes 682 amino acids. Gene Ontology annotation, biological process: export across plasma membrane; detoxification; riboflavin transport. The transcript has 17 exons.